Messenger RNA from Carya illinoinensis, 973 nucleotides. RefSeq names its product probable WRKY transcription factor 43. Gene Ontology annotation, molecular function: sequence-specific DNA binding; DNA-binding transcription factor activity. The coding region runs from base 191 to 757 and encodes 188 amino acids. NCBI's taxonomy places the organism in Eukaryota, Viridiplantae, Streptophyta, Magnoliopsida, Fagales, Juglandaceae. The record is from RefSeq and is a predicted model, not a curated record. Gene Ontology annotation, biological process: regulation of DNA-templated transcription. The transcript has 2 exons.
CAUGUCCAAAGGACCAAAUGGAUGGAACUCUCUCUCUCUCUCUCUCUCUCUGCGUGUGAGCAUGGAACUCUCCAAACAUAAGCAAGUCUAUCCUUCCAUUACAUUCAAGGUCCAAACAUAACCCAUAGCUAGCCUAGCUCUAGGUACUUAAUUCCUUAGAAACUUAUUCCUUGGGGAACCGUUGUCAUGCAUGGACGAACUCCCCCCUCCACUCAUGACUCAAAACAUUAACAUUCCGAUCUCCUACUCACUUCCAUCGCCUCCACAUCUAAUGCAAGAACCCAGACUAAUGCAAACUGAAACAGCCUCAGACAUCGACUGGGUUAGCCUUCUCUCAGCUAGUCCCAACUUCAAGUUUGACAACCAAAAUCCCUCAUCAACAAGCAAGCCCCUAACGGCUGAGAAUGGAGUAGGCCGUGAAAAUGGCAGUACUAGACAUAAAGGAAGGGUAAGCAGGACAAAGAAAACCAUUCCACAGAGGAUUGCCUUCCACACGAAAAGCCCAGAUGAUAUUCUAGACGAUGGAUUCAAGUGGCGGAAGUACGGGCAGAAAGCUGUGAAGAAUAGUAUCCACCCCAGGAGCUACUAUCGCUGCACCCAUCAUACAUGCAACGUGAAGAAACAAAUCCAGCGACAUUCAAAAGAUGCAAGCAUCGUCGUGACAACAUAUGAGGGCAUUCACAACCAUCCUUGUGAACAAUUGAUGGAGAGCCUAAGCCCGCUACUGAGGCAAUUGCAAUUCCUCUCAAACUUCUAGACCCAAUCUAUCGUAUUAUGUUUUGAGCCUAAACGCAAGUGUACAGAGCACCUCAUGAAUAACUGCUUUAUGGCAAUAUUAAUGUUUGACAAUCAAGAAGACAAAGGAGAAAAAAAAGCAAAUGAUGACGAUUUAUGUAAACUAAAAACACAACUUUAUAUGAUCUUUUCGAACUGCAUGCCUUCUAUUUAUCACCACAAAAUCAGCAAAUUAAAA